AUGUCCCUCCGCGCCGCCGGGAAGGAGGUGAGCGAAGCCAAGAAGCUCCGCGUCGUCAUCGCUGGGGGCGGCGUUGGCGGCCUGGUGACGGCGAAGUCGCUGUCGAAGCUGCCCAACGUAGAGGUGACCGUGCUGGAGCAGGCGAGCGCCUUCGCCCGCUUCGGGGGCCCGAUCCAGAUGGCCUCGAACGCGCUGUCCACGAUCCGGGCUAUCGACGAGCCUCUCUUCGGAGAGCUCAUGAAGCGCUUCACGUUCACAGGGAACCGCAAGAACGGCCUCGUCGACGCCCUGCGGACCGAGUGGUACUGCCCGUUCGACGCGAUGAAGUCCAGCGCCCAGGCGUUCCAGCUUCCCUACACGGGCGUCGUCGACAGACCCGACCUGCAGGAAAUCCUCCUCGACUCGCUCCCAGAGGGAACCGUUCAGAACGGGAAGAAGGUGGCGAGCUACGAGAAGCUGCCCGAUUUCCAGGGCGUGAAGAUCAACCUCGAGGACGGCGAGACGGUGGAGGCGGACGUGCUCCUGGGCGCCGACGGCAUCUGGUCUGCCACCCGCGCGCAGAUGUGGAACGAGGACAAGAAGGGCCCCAACUCGGGGUGCAGCUACAGCGGCUACAUCGUCUUCGCUGGAGAGACCGUCUACCAGCCAGAGGACUACUUCGAGGUCGGCUACAAGGUUUACAUGGGGCCCAAGCAGUACUUUGUGACCUCCGACGUCGGCCGCGGGCGCAUUCAGUGGUACGCGUUCGUCGGCGUGCCGGAGAGCGUGCAGAUCCCGGCGAAGUCGGAGGACAAGAAGUCUUUCGUCCGGAAGCGGUUUUGGGGCUGGUCCCAGCAGAUCCUCGACCUGCUCGAGGCCACGCCCGCUGCGGUCAUCGAGGACCGCUCCCUCUACGACCGCCCCCCCUCGUUCUUCAAGUCCUGGGCCGACGGCCCCGUGGCCCUCAUGGGGGACGCCUGCCACCCGAUGAUGCCGAACCUCGGCCAGGGCGGCUGCCAGGCCAUGGAGGACGGCUACGUGCUGACGCAGAAGCUGCGCGCCAUCACCAACACCUCCCAGGUGCCCGCCGCGCUCGAAGAGUACUACUCGGAGCGCAUCCUGCGCACGGCCGCCGUGCAGUUCCUGUCCCGCAUCGCCUCGGACCUGCUCCUGGACACGUUCACCUUCCCCUGGAAGCCGGAAGAGGGCCUGGCCAGCCCGCACGGCCAGGGCCGCGGGGACUUCAGCUACGCCCCGGUCGUCGUGAACUACCUGAGGUACCUGCUGCCGGGCAUCUUCACGGCCCAGUUCUCGUUCUUGUAUUCCUUCCACCCGCACGAGUGGGGAAGCCAGGCCGAGGUGGACAAGCUCGUUGCCGAGGUGGCGGAGCGAGGCAAGAACGACGCUCACGAGGCCUGGAGCAAGCGCCAGGAGGCGGUGGAGAGGGGGGAGCAAGACGACACCGGCUCCGGCGUGCCGUCGUUCUUCGCCAAGGUCGCGUCCACGGCGUGA
Prorocentrum cordatum is the source of this 1491-nucleotide messenger RNA. Lineage: Eukaryota; Dinophyceae; Prorocentrales; Prorocentraceae. The record is from the annotation of a GenBank genome assembly.